CGUCCCCUCGCCCGCCCCGCGAGGUCGCGAGCCUGGGGCCUCCGUGGUCCGGCGCCGUCCCGCUUCCCACCGCGGAGGAGACUCCGUGACCGAGGGAGGAGGUGGCCCGGGCGGCCGGACGCGGACAUGCGUCUGGCAGGCCCCCUGCGCAUCGUGGUCCUGCUCGUCACCGUGGGCCUCACGUGGAUCCUGGUCAGCACCCUACUGGGUGGGCCUGGGACAGCCUUUCCGCGCCUCCAGCAGCUCUUCAGCAACCCUGAGAACUUGGUGACUGCAGAGCCCCGGGCCCGCAAGUAUAAGUGUGGCCUGCCCCAGCCAUGUCCUGAGGAGCACCUGGCCUUCCGCAUGGUCAGCGGCGCUGCCAACGUCAUCGGACCCAAGAUCUGCCUCGAAGACAAGAUGCUCAUGAGCAGCAUCAAGGACAACGUGGGCCGCGGACUGAACAUCGCCCUGGUCAACGGCGUCAGCGGGGAGCUCAUCGAGGCCCGAGCCUUCGACAUGUGGGCUGGAGACGUCAACGACCUACUCAAGUUCAUCCGGCCACUGCAUGAGGGCACCUUGGUGUUUGUGGCCUCCUAUGAUGACCCAGCCACCAAGAUGAACGAUGAGACCAGGAAGCUUUUCAGCGAGCUGGGCAGCAAGAACGUCAGGGAUCUGGCCUUCCGGGACAGCUGGGUGUUUGUGGGCGCCAAGGGAGUGCAGAACAAGAGUCCCUUUGAGCAGCACGUGAAGAACAGCAAGCGCAGCAACAAGUACGAGGGCUGGCCCGAGGCGCUGGACAUGGAAGGAUGCAUCCCCCGGAGGAGCGUGGCCGACUAGGGCUGUGUGCCACCCCGGCAUCCUGGCAGGCAGCACCCUCCGCAGGUGCACAGGGGCCCUGAGGACGCCUUCAGGGGCAGGGGCCCGCAGGGCUGGCCCUUGGGUCAUUUUCUGGGGAAUCGCAGCCAGGACCCAGCACCCCAUGCCCUCGGGCUGCAGGAGGCGUGGCCGGAGGCACUGUCAGAGCUGUGCUGCCCCUAUAGGCCCAGCGAGAGGGGCCCCCCGGCACCGGGCUCACCGACCAGCAAGGAAACGCAGUGGGUGCUGGGUGUCUUAAGCAGCUCCCUAAU
Molecule: messenger RNA, 1109 nt
Organism: Sorex fumeus (smoky shrew)
Lineage: Eukaryota; Metazoa; Chordata; Mammalia; Eulipotyphla; Soricidae
Gene: FAM3A
Product: FAM3 metabolism regulating signaling molecule A
Exons: 9
Coding region: 127-819 (230 amino acids)
Source: RefSeq, a predicted model, not a curated record